Molecule: messenger RNA, 1581 nt
Organism: Talaromyces proteolyticus
Lineage: Eukaryota; Fungi; Ascomycota; Eurotiomycetes; Eurotiales; Trichocomaceae
Exons: 3
Coding region: 1-1581 (526 amino acids)
Source: RefSeq, a predicted model, not a curated record
AUGAAGGUCUCCUCAGUUGGAACUCUGGCCGCUUUCCUGGCCAUCCAGCAGGCAUCUGCCCACUGGCCCAACCCAUUCUGCCUCUUGGACCCGAGCAAGUGUGACUGCACAUGCUCUGACGACCAAUAUACUGGCUGGGACUGGGGCAGUCUUUCCAUUGGAGCGUCUUUCGACUCCUAUGAUGGUUACGACUUCUCUGGUUUCACUUGCUCUAGCAAACAGCGCAGUGGUAGCUGGGGAAAGCGAGACUCGGAUAAAUGCAUCUCCGGCGACAUUCACAAGUCUGGCCACGGUUCCGCUCCUAGCAUCAGCUGUGGUGCCGACAAGAGCGGUUUCUCUAUUGGCUCCUUCAGCGUUUUCACCGACGUCGAAGUUGACGUCCUUUUCAACUAUGGCAUGCCCGACGGUUCCACUUGCCAGCACACCUCCAAGUGCCACCCCGAUGGUGGUGAAAUUUCCAACGACGCUUGCGGUGGUGCAACCUCGGUUAGCUGGAGUAUUCCAGACGACAGCGGCGUUGACUCCUGCGGCAUUGGUAUCUGGGGUAUCAGCUUUGACUGCCCUCCCCCAGGUGGACAUACCAGUGUUCCUGGCCACUCUUGGACUAUCCCCCCCGUGACUAUUCCUACUGACACAGCCACCUGGCCACCUCAAUCAAUUUCAAUUCCAGGCGGGUCUGUCUCCGUGCCCACCGACACUGCUACUUGGCCCACUUACUCGGUCACCGUUCCUUCUUACUCAGUGCCUAUCCCAUCAAACACUGGAACUGAUACUGUCCCAGCUGCUACUGGCACUGGCACUGGUACCCCCGGCGUUCCUUCACAGACUGUCCCGGGUGGUUCAGUGACUGCUAUUCCUCCACCAGCCCAGACAAGCCCGCAGAGCUACAUUACUUCUACCUUCUUCACUACGACAGAGGUUACUAUUACUAGCUGCGCUCCAACUGUCACCAACUGCCCAGCUGCGUCGCACACUGUCAUUACUCAGACCAUCGCUGUUUCAACCACAAUUUGCCCUGUCACUGCCACUGAGACUGGUCCUGCAGCCACUGCUACUGUACCAGCUGGUACCGCACCUGCCCCUGGCUCAGGAUCUGCCCCUGGUAGUGGUCCUGCACCUACUGGUCCUGCACCAGCCGGUACCGCCCCUGCUCCUGGUUCAGGAUCUGCCCCUGGUACUGGUCCUGCACCUACUGGCCCUGCACCAGCUGGUACCGCCCCUGCCCCUGGCUCAGGAUCUGGCCCUGGCACCGUUCCUCAAGUCGUUCCUCCCACCAUCGCCACCGGUGUCGGUGCAACGAACACAGUCACUGUCCAGCCUGGUGGCACCAGCGCCCCAGGUUCUCCCGGUUCUCCUGGUGCUCCCGGUGCUCCCGGUGUCUCCAUUCCCGGAGGAUCAAACGGUGCUACCACUCUUGCGACAACUGUCGGUGGUGCUGGGCCGACAGGUGGAGUGAAACCCACAUCUACACAUCCGUCAACAUUGGCUCCUUUCACUAACGCCGCUGUUCCUGGCGCGACUGUCUCGAGCCAAGGAUUCAUGCUUGCCGGAGUCAUGGGAUUGCUUGCUGUUUUUGCCUAG